This is a messenger RNA of Prunus armeniaca (apricot), 1125 nucleotides long. NCBI's taxonomy places the organism in Eukaryota, Viridiplantae, Streptophyta, Magnoliopsida, Rosales, Rosaceae. The record is from the annotation of a GenBank genome assembly.
AUGGAUGGAGUGGUGGUGAAAGAGGAAGAGAUUGUGACAUGCACUGUUGGUUCAUCAUCCUCUUCUUCUUCAAGCUUCUCACCUCAGCCAAUAGAGGGCUUACACGAAGUGGGCCCUCCCCCUUUUCUCACAAAGACCUUUGAAAUGGUGGAGGAUCCUUCUACAGACGCCAUUGUCUCCUGGAGCAGAGCUCGCAACAGUUUCGUUGUUUGGGACUCUCAUAAGUUCUCCACCACUCUUCUUCCUCGCUACUUCAAGCACGGAAACUUCUCCAGCUUCAUUCGUCAGCUUAAUACAUAUGGUUUUAGAAAGGUUGAUCCUGACCGAUGGGAAUUUGCAAACGAAGGGUUUCUGGGAGGGCAGAGGCAUUUACUGAAGACCAUCAAGAGGAGGAGGCAUGUGUCACAGAGUAUGCAACAAGAAGGUGGAGGAGGAGCUUGUGUUGAACUGGGCCAGUAUGGACUGGAGACUGAGCUUGAAAGAUUGAAGAGAGACCGAAAUGUUUUAAUGACUGAAAUAGUGAGGCUGAGGCAGCAACAACAAAAUUCAAAGGAACAAGUCAUGGCAAUGGAGGGUCGGUUGCAGACCACAGAGAAAAAACAACAGCAGAUUAUGGCUUUCCUUGCUAAAGCACUCAAUAGCCCAUCUUUUAUCCAAAACCUUGUUGAGAAGAAGGCUCGGAAUAAAGAGUUGCGUGGUAUGGAAAUUGGUCGAAAGCGGAGACUAGCAGCUAGCCCCAGUGUGGAGAAUCUGCAAGAAAAACCUAAAACCCAUGUUGUGGACUACUCAGCAAGCCAAGAUCAGGGAGAGUUGGAAACUAUGGAAUCGCAGAUUGAGACCUUUUUCUCAGCUGCUGCAUUGGAUAAUGAAUCAAGCAGUGAUAUCAUAGACCCUCAUUCAAGUUCAGUUGGUGGCAACUUAGGCAUUGUUAAUGAGACUACAUGGGAGGAGCUGUGGAGCGAUGAGCUCAUUGGUGGCAAUCCGGAGGAAGACGCUAUUGUGGUGGGCGAUGAAUCAGAUAUUGACGUCGCGGUGGAGGAUUUGGUUGCAGAGCCAGCAGAUUGGGGUGAGGACUUGCAAGAACUUGUUGAUCAAAUGGGUUAUCUAAUCAGGUCCAAGCCUUGA